UAACACGAACAAUGCGUUGUGAAUGCCAGCAGUAUGAAGCAGCACCCACGAUUCUUGUUUUCAUUUUAUUUUGGCGGGCAUUUUUUUAUUUUACUUAUUGCUACAGCGUUUAAUUUAAUAGUAAUAAAAAAGUAAUUGUGAUGGGUAUAACCGGGCUGAUACCAUUUCUGGAAAAGGCAUCAGCCAAGGUGCACUUAAAGGACUUGAAAGGUAGCACCGUUGCCGUCGACAGCUACUGUUGGCUGCAUAAAGGCGUUUUCAGCUGUGCAGAUAAAAUUGUACGCGGCGAGGAUACGGACCUUUACGUACAGUAUUGCAUGAAAUUUGUACAAAUGCUGAUCUCCUAUGAUAUCAAGGUUAUUCUGGUAUUCGACGGACAACACCUGCCAGCUAAGGCACUGACUGAACAGCGGCGCCGUGAAACGCGUCAACAGUGCCAGAAACGGGCGAAGGAACUUCUGAGGUUGGGCCGCGUUGAAGAGGCGCGCACUCAAAUGCGUCGUGGUGUCGAUGUGACACACGAGAUGGCGCUGCGUCUCAUACAGAGGUGUCGCGAGCGUAACGUCGAUUGCAUUGUGGCGCCCUACGAGGCAGACGCACAAAUGGCGUGGCUUAACAAGGCGGGCAUAGCAGAGUAUAUCAUAACCGAAGACUCGGAUCUCACACUCUUUGGUGCACAGAAAGUAAUAUUUAAGUUAGAUCUCAAUGGUGGCGGUUUGCUUGUCGACGCAGACAAGUUUCACCUGGCAAUGGGCUGCACGAAGGAACGCUAUCAAUUCGAAAAGUUUCGCCGCAUGUGCAUUUUAUCGGGCUGUGAUUAUUUGGACUCACUGCCAGGCAUUGGCCUGGCGAAAGCGUGUAAAUUCAUACUUAAAACGGAGCAGGACGAUAUGCGCAUAGCAUUGAAAAAGCUGCCACAGUACCUUAAUAUGCGUAAUUUGGAGGUUGAUGAUGAUUACAUUGAAAACUUCAUGAAGGCGGAGGCGACGUUCAAGCACAUGUACAUUUAUAAUCCGCAUGAGAAACGCAUGGAAAGACUCUACGCUCUAGAGGAUUAUGAAACCGAUGAACGCUAUUGUGGCAAUGCGGGCUCAUUGCUAACAGAUAGCGAAAAGGCAAUGCAAUUAGCAUUGGGCAAUCUAAAUCCCUUUACUCAUAAGAGCUUGGACAGCUGGCAUCCGGAUCAGGUUACACCGAGUGUUACAAAGGCAGCAUCAUCAAAUUCCAUUAAACGCUCCAAUCACAAAAGUAUUUGGCAAAAGGAAACUAAGAAUAGUCCACAACAAAUGAAGCAAACAAGCUGCGCGCUGUUCUUUAAGAAAAUUGACUUUGUGGGUCAGAACAUACAGACAGAAAUCGAAGCAAAUCAACGACAGGAGCAAGCUAAGCCCACAGAGGCUGAACUAAUUAACGUUUACAGCUUUAAAGGAAAACGCAAACGCAGCCCUAGCCGCAGUAAUAGCCAGAGCACUCCGCCAUCUUCCCCUAUACAGAGUAAAAGUCGUCACAAUCCUUUUGCCAGGGAGUCAAUACAGCGACCGCUCGCUGUGUGUGAAAACGCAUCGUUGCUGCGUCUGGUGAGCCCCAAGAAGUGCAGUCCCAUGAAGUCAGCGGAGGAGUCUAAAGUGAAUCCAGCCAAGCGGUGCAAUUUGACCGCGGUGCUAGAGCAAGUGGAGGUGCGCAGUCGCUUCUUCAGUCCGCGUACGUUGGAAGCAGAGAAAAUAGCUAAGGUGCCAAAGGAACUGCCAAAGGAAAAGCCAGAGGAGCACCCAAUGGAACAGGAAAAAGAGCAGCCAAACAAACAACCAGGCAAAGUUAACAUUCCACAACAGGCAGAGAACUCCACAGCCACUUCGGCAGCAGCUUCUUGCACUGAAGACAUCGUUUUGCUAUCCUCCUGCUCGGAUGAUGACAACAGCACCCAAAGUGUUACACUGCCGAGCAGCCAGGAGCAAGCAAAGCCACAGCCAAAAUUGGCGCCCAUUGCCAGACGCGUCGGUCUGUCCAAGCCAAGAACGAAAGGACGUACCAAGUCGGUGCCAAUCAGUGAGAAUCAAACCAAGCUAAGCAUGUUCGGCUUCCACAAGCCACGCCUACUCAAAUAAGCUGCCUGUGUUGUGUUUGUAUUAUAUGUUAGUCAAGUGCCAUCAAUUUGUCUUAAAUUAAUUUAUUAAAAUACCUAGCUGACUACGGCUGUACUCACAUACACUGCCCUAAUGUUAAAAUUAAAUAAAAAAUAUACAGAUAAUUAUUAAAUGAAUCACCGAAUAUUUAAGGUUGCUGCGAUUCUUACUAAGCAGCAAUUUAAAUUCCAAUUGGCACAAAAGUGUUACAUGAACUGCAGUUCAGUAUGCCAGGUGGGGCUUUGUAAGUAGUAGUAGCAUUUGGCAGCUGUAGUUGGGAAUGGUUUUUAGAAUGAUUUAUGAAACGACUGGUCAUAUGAUCUAAAGGAGAUGUGCCAAGGUAAGUGAUCAGCGUGUUUCUAGAUAAAAAUGUCAAGGUGACCGAAAGCAGCAACAACAACAAUAAGAAUAACACACGGCAACUGCGUCAAGCUCCAUUGCCCCCCGCACGACUAACUUUAAUUAAUAUUUCUAUAAAUAAACCUUUGUGUACAUAUGUAUGUGUGUCUAUGUAUGCGUAGGCCCCCCUUCCGCGCGUACUGUAAAUAUUUGUCAUUUUUGUUCA
Molecule: messenger RNA, 2688 nt
Organism: Drosophila hydei
Lineage: Eukaryota; Metazoa; Arthropoda; Insecta; Diptera; Drosophilidae
Gene: tos
Product: exonuclease 1
Exons: 2
Coding region: 141-2105 (654 amino acids)
Biological process (GO): mismatch repair; DNA recombination
Cellular component (GO): nucleus
Molecular function (GO): DNA binding; 5'-flap endonuclease activity; 5'-3' DNA exonuclease activity
Source: RefSeq, a predicted model, not a curated record